This is a messenger RNA of Aplysia californica (California sea hare), 5014 nucleotides long. Its product is annotated as pantothenate kinase 3. The coding region runs from base 362 to 1600 and encodes 412 amino acids. Gene Ontology annotation, cellular component: cytosol; nucleus. Gene Ontology annotation, biological process: coenzyme A biosynthetic process. The record is from RefSeq and is a predicted model, not a curated record. Lineage: Eukaryota; Metazoa; Mollusca; Gastropoda; Aplysiida; Aplysiidae. Gene Ontology annotation, molecular function: pantothenate kinase activity; ATP binding. The transcript has 8 exons.
UUAAUUUUAUCAAAGCUACAAAAGUACAAUAUCAUAUUUUAUUCUAACUUCAUUUUGCAAGCAUAUUUAUCAUCUCCCUGAGUCUUUUUAUUAUUUCAAAUUAGUUAAUUUACACCUUCUAUGUUUGUAGUCCAUGACUUUAUUGUUUUGAUCUGUCACACCACAGCGAGCGAACCGUAGCCUGCAUCGUACGAUAGGCCAGCCGAGGCAAGGCAAGUAGCCUAGCCUAGCGAAGAGAGCUACGGAUCCAGGCCCCGUAAUCGGCUGUUGUUCACCCCAGGGCUCAAAGUUCUCAAGCUUGGAUCAGCAUGUAGACAAGGUGCCUUGGAUAACCAAAGUGAAAGCCUUUUCAAAACCAAACAUGGCAGAAAAGGCUGUGAACGGAUUUGCAGAUGACUCAUCUUCAGAUAAGUCCCUCAAAAAGCAUGCAACAGGUGAUGGUGCCACUGUGAAUGGCAUUGAGAAAGUCAGGAAUGGCAGCCCAGACUCUUUUUGCGAUAUUCGCCCUUCCAUGCCGCUUUUCGGCAUGGACAUCGGCGGCACGCUCACCAAGCUGGUCUACUUCGAGCCGGCCAACUUUGACGAGUUCGACCUAGAGGAGAAGGAGACCCUGCAGACCAUCCAUCGCUACCUCAUCGGCAACGUGGCCUACGGCAAGUCGGGAAUCCGCGACGUGCACCUGGAGAUGGAGAACCAGACCAUCUGUGGGCGCACGGGCAAGAUCCACUUCAUCCGCUUCCCGACCAGUCAGAUGCUCUCCUUCAUCGAGCUGGCCAAGUCCAAGAACUUCUCCGGCCUGGCUAGUGGGAUCUGUGCCACCGGGGGCGGGGCCUACAUGUUUGAGGAGAUAUUUGCUAAGGAGGUGCUGCUUCAACUACAUAAAUACGAUGAGAUGGACUGCCUGCUCAAGGGUAUCCACUACAUCGAUCGUUACAACCCUUUCUCAGAAUGCUAUUUCUUCCGCAACCCUCGGGACACAGAACUGUGCAAGAAAAUGCCUUUUGACUUCCGUAACCCUUACCCUUACCUGGUGGUCAAUAUAGGGUCAGGGGUGAGCAUUUUGGCCGUCCGCUCAAAGACAGACUACAGUCGAGUUAGUGGGACCAGCCUGGGCGGUGGCACAUUUUUAGGUCUUUGCUGUUUAUUGACUGGUUGUGAAACAUUUGAAGAGGCCAUCGAGCUUGCAUCGCAGGGAGACAGUAAAAAUAUUGACAAGCUGGUAAGGGACAUUUAUGGCGGAGACUACUCCAAGUUUGGCUUGGCAGGAGAGACCGUGGCUUGCAGUUUUGGUCACAUGAUGAGUAAGGAAAAACGAGACACUUCAUCUCGGGAAGACCUAGCGAGAGCGACACUGGUUACGCUGACCAACAAUAUCGGGUCCAUAGCUCGCAUGUGUGCCAAAACAGAGAAAAUUGAAAGAGUUGUAUUUGUGGGCAACUUUCUGCGAGUGAAUGAGAUUUCCAUGAAACUGCUGGCAUAUGCAAUGGACUUCUGGUCCAAUGGGUCAUUAAAAGCUCUGUUUCUCGAACAUGAGGGAUAUUUUGGAGCAAUGGGCUGCCUCAUGGAAUACCUUCAUCUGAACCAUCCAUGGCAGCAGUAGGCUCAUAUUCUGAAAGGUCCAAGAUUUCACAAGUUCAUCUUUGAGGGCACACUCCUGGGCACAAGUAAAUUUUACUCAUGUUCACUAACAUUACCAAGACUGCUCUUUUACUUCUGACCAAAAUCAGAGGAAAGAGAAGUGAUGAUGACGCAAAAUGUCCAAAAUUGAAAUGCAAGUUUCUCAGCAGUGUAUCAUCCAGCUGUAUAGUUGAGGAGAGUGAAAGACUUUUUUGAGAUAGUCAGGAUGUGAAAUGGGACCAGAUGUGUGUGAUGUAAAGAGCCGAGUGCCACGCCUUAUGCACAUAGAAGUUAUUUAUUUUAACUGUUGUGAUAAAUUCAAAAAUCAUGUCUAAAUCUUUGCAAAACACAUAGCAAUUUCUGAAUUUUGGAUACUGAGAAAUUUUUCAUCCACAUCUAAGCUUCACAUUAACAUAACUGUAUCUGUUCUGGGCAUUGUGAUCUGUAUAGAAUGUUUAUGAAUGCUUGUAGUUUUUGUAUGAAAAUGUGAUAUAUUUUAAAUUAUUCUUUGUCAUCUCUGUUUUGUUUUUUUAGUUAUGCUCUUAGAAGAAGAUGACUUAAAAGACCAUUGUUCUUACAUUUUUCAGCACCAUUACCUACAAGUGAAUGACAAAUUUGUUUUUCUCAUUUCGUUCAGUAUAUGAUCCUUCUUAUAUGUUUACAACAUGUUCAUCCUUUUAAAGUUGUUUCCGAUAACUCAGACUCUCAAUUUAUACCACCAAAACAUAUCUAACACUUCCCAUUGGUUGUUAAUUGUUAAUGAUUGUCCAGGUUGAACAUCUGUAAGCAAUAUGGUGAGGUCUUUUUUUUUUUUUUUUUGGCAUAGAGGAAAUUUUUGUGCUUUUCGUGGUAGUGGACAAAAAUGGCAAAAAUGUCCUCCCCGUGAAAAUGGCAAGUUAAGUAGUUGAUCAUGUUAUAAAUACUAAGGGAAGCAACUUACGCAAGGCAAUCCAUACCAGAACAUCAAUAACCUACAAGUACAAUGCUUGUUGUUUUGUUUUUUAAAAUUUGUUUUGCUUUAUUGGGGGUUUUUUAAAUCGCCAAUUUAGAUUGUGAUGAAAAACAAUACUAUGAGUACUAGUAACACAAUGCUACAGUAACACUUUGCACCACAGAAGUUCCUGUGUUAUCCCCAGUAAUGCCACCAGUGGUGACUAGUACUAGUAUGUACGCCUAGGUUACUCAAGUGACUCAUCUCCCAUUCACCAGCGACCGUAUUGUAACUACGAGUCUCUGGUGAGCAGAGAUAAAAAUCGCUACAGACUUUGUACCUACUGUUUUCUAUCCUACUAUUGAUAGUUCUGGGGCGGGGUCACAUGGGUACUAGUACUGUAGUACACAGUGACCAUUAUCAGUGGCUUUGUUCAACACACAAUACAUUACUUUACAAAAGUAUUUUUUCCUCCGUCCCUUUUUUUCACAUGAGAGUCCAUACCACAAAAGUUCUUUGUCCAGUCAGAGUAAAUAUCAUUUGUGUGAUUUUUUUAGUCUUUUUUAUGUAAAAAAAAAUAAAAAUAAAUAAACACUUAUGAAAAAAACUUUCACAGUAACAAAGAAGAUCUUUACAGCCUAUCAGAUGACCCUUGUUUGCUGUACUUUCUCUCCAGAGGGACAUGUUUUCAAAUGACCCCAUAGUUUUGGUAUGUCUGUAAUUGAAAAGACAAAAUGAAAGAGAAAGAUUUUUCAAACAGAUGUCUCCAUUAAUUGUCAGAAGGGAAAUGAAAUUUCAUGCAAAAGAAAGAAUGCUUUAAAUUGCUAUAUUCAGUUAUAGCAAUACUUAACUUUGCUGAACAGAAUCAGGUCUCAAGUAUUAACCUAGUUUAGCAUCUAAUUUAAGGAAAAUAUUAUAUCAGUUUUAGAUUUUGCUUAUAAGCUUGUGGCGGCUCUUUAACUUGUUGUGUAAAGCGAUAUUUUAAAAAGUUUUAGUGUCUAGUGUUGGUGAACUAAAGAAGCAUGUAACAAAGAUAACUGUAUUUGUAAUCUGUUUUGUCUAUAUUGUGUCCUGAUAGUGGGACAUAUGACACUGGAGCUGUUCAGCAUUUGUCCAGUAUGCUUAGGAAUAUGAAGGAAACCAAUUGUGAAGCAUGCUGACAAAAUGAGUUACUUCUCAGAUUCAGGCCUAUGGAAAUAGAUACAUCACACUUAUAGGUAAAGUUUUAACAAUUUAUAAGUUUGAAAUAAAAGAUAUGUUAUACUUAAACAAUAUGGCAUCUAUAGAAAAUCUACUAAUUUGACCCUAGUGUCAAUUUUUGGCCAAUAUUUCUAUUUGUGGACUGCGAGAAGUAACUCAUUUUGUCAUCACCCUUCACAAUUUAUUCCCCAACUUGAAAUAAAUACUAUUACCAUAACUCUUUAGAUUUUAUCGAAGAUUUAUGUGUGUUAUCAUGGUAAAAUUCUUGUGCUCAUCAAAGUUAUGAAAUUGAAUAGAACAUUUUUUCACCAGUUGGGCAAUUUUGUAUCGAUUUUUGACGAGUACCUAAUUCCCCCGUGUCAUGACGCAUAUUUGUUGUACUUCGAUGUAGGGAAUGUCUGUGCCUGUCAAAUGCUGCUCACUACUAGUGAUCAACCCUGUUCUUGCAUUCGUAUUUACAAGUGUUUCAUCCUACUAGACACAAUGUAUCAUUUCAAAGAAAGAGCAUGUGUUCUCCUAUCAAGACAUUGUGGAGUGGAAAGAUUCUUGGAAGGACAAGGAAAAUAAUUGGGAAACCACCUGGAAUUUAGGUUUUUAUUUCCAUGUCUUAGACCAAGUUCAUAACCUAGCAUACUACUGUAGCAGGCCUUGUUUUACUGAUUUUGUUUCAAGAUAAUUUUACUAUUAAGAAACAUGAUCCUCUUGCAUGGAAAAGACAUUUGAUACUCUACUUGCCUUCCCCUUUUUUUUAAAAGAGAGCUCAAGAGCUCUCAUCAAUUUCUUCCAUUUGAGUGCAUUUGAAAGGCGGAGAGCCUAUAGAUACAAGGCAGCAUGUGUUUGUCAGGAGUUGUGUGGAAAGAAUUGCUUUCACAAUGACCUUAAUAUAUUGACUGUCUACUAUGGAGAUAAGUAUGUUCAAGGGUGUGUGCAUGCAUAUGAAACACUGCUUGUUCUUUGUCUCAAAUGUUGGUUUUUAUCUGAAAAGACUAACAAUGUCUUUGAGAUUUAUUUGUUCAAUUUGGUGUCACACGGGCAGAAUUUUUUCAUUUGAGGUCGAAUUUAAACUGGCGUGUUUAUUGUGAAGUUAAUUUUUUGUUUGUUUCACUCUUUUACACUGCUUUCUCUUCUGCAGCAAUGAUGAAUCUGAUUUUUUUAAAGUCUUGACAGUCAUUGUAUGAAUUGUCGAUAUCUACAGUUCUGCCUGAACACAGCAUUGAGUAGGCCCAUACUUUGUAUUUAAAUUAAAGAAACUUUAUAUUAAAAUAA